CGCGGUGCAGGAUCGGGGCGAGGUCGGGGUCGGGGUCGGGGACGGGCCGUGGGCCGUGGGGCGCUGGGCGAGUGGAUGGCGGCCUGUAAGUGCGUGGCUGCCGGCGCCGAGCUCGACGAUUCGGACGACGGCUGGUACCUGGGCUGUGACGGCCUGGAGGACAUGGACAUAACGCCAGUAAAAGCAUAUGAAAUAAAAAACAGCCCACAAGAUAAAUCAUCUGUGUUUGAAAUAUCAAAAAAUGAUGAAGAGGCAAGCACAUUGAAAGAAGCUUUAUCAUCACAAAAUUCACGUUUGGUUGAACAAAUUCUGAACUCGGGUGUUGAUGUGGAGACACGUUUUAGCUUUGGAUGGACUCCUUUGAUGUAUGCUGCAAACGUUGCUAACCUUGAAAUAUGUCGUCUUCUUCUUGAUCGAGGUGCUAAUGCAAGUUUUGUAAAAGAUCAGUACACGGUGUUGAUGGCUGCCUGUGCUAGCCGUGAGUCGGAUAAAAAAGUGGUGAAGUGUGUAGAGUUGCUAUUGUCUCGAAAUGCAAAUCCAAGCACAACCAGCAGUGGUCAGAUGACGCCACUAAUGUUUGCAGCCAAAGAAGGACACACGCAAACUGUUGCACUGCUGGUGGCUCAUGGAGUGGAAAUAAAUAUCCAGGAUGACAAAGGCUACACAGCACUGACAUGGGCAUCAGUUCAAGGUCACAAAAGUACAGCAUUGCAAUUAAUCGACUUAGGAGCUGAUAAAUCACUGAAGACCAAUUACGGAGAAACAGCCGCUGAUGUCGCUGAGAAAAAGCAACACUCACAGUUAGCACAGUUACUCAAAGUGACUUCAAUUUUGCCAUUAGCAAAAGCACCCCAGAACCUGCCUAAAGAUGAGAUAAGUUUCAAAUACUCUGUGAAUAAUUCAAAUACAGGAAAAAACAACUGUAUAAGUUCAAUUUCAACAUUUGGUGAAGUAGAACUAUUUCUGUAUGGGCUUGAACUGGAACAUCUUCGGCAAUUACUUAAGGAGAAUGAUAUAUCUUUUAGAGGACUUCUGACAAUGGGGAAAGAAGAGCUUGAAAAGAUUGGAAUCAUUGAUCCGAAUGACCAACAGAAGAUUUUGGAUGCAGUCUGUGAAAUGCAACCAGAGGACAUACAAGUUGCCCAAUUGCCAACUCUGAACAGUUUUGAUCGCAGUGAAGAACUUACAGUCUUUUUCAUAAAACUCAAGAAGCACUGCAAUCACCUGAUGGCAACGAUUCAGAAUGUGACAAACCAGCUAGCAAGCAACUCAGAACUGAAAGUGCUGGAUUUGGAUGCUGACAAAAAAUCAGCUUUGGUCUGUGAAGACUUGGUUGCGUGCAUUCAAGAUCUGAAUAAAGAAGUGGAGAGUUUGAGGAAUCUUCUGCUCAAGUUGCAGAAUAACCAAGAGAGAGCUCCCAAUCACAUGCCACCAAUCCAGAAUUGUUCUCAUCAUCGAUUCUUAAAGAAGGUAGCACUUGGUCUGUUUGGAACCGGAUUUGUUUUUCUGCUCAUGAAAGUACAUAACAUGACAAAAUAGCGUGUGUGUGUUUUUUUUAAGUACCUUGUUGCCAAAAAGAGAGCAAUACUUGUAAUUUUCUACUGCAUUGUCUUUGUUUAGUGCAGUGACCCAGGUUCAAGAAAGUAUCUUAGCAAUUGUUACCAAUGUGGCCAAAUCAGUCCUGAAUAAAAUAUAUUUCAUUGUUAGUUUUUAAAUGUUUUUCUUAUUCUUAUGGUCCCAACUCCCAGAAAGAAAACCAAAUCAGCCAUCAAACAGAAAAUACAUUUCUUGUUGUUCAAAGACAGAAAUUGGACUCAGUAAGUCUGAUUUUCAGUUACCAUGAAGCCAAGCUAGAAUUCUAGGAAAUGAAUUUGACAACUGAUGUGAAGAGAACAGAAUAUUACUCUGAUAGUUUGGAAUACAGACAUUGAAUAUUUGAGGCAAACUCAACAAACUUAAUGUGUAAUGUUAACGAAGGAAAUUGAGGUCAUAGAAAUGUUCACUUGAGUCUAAAGAAGGGUCCUAACCUGAAGCAUCACCUAUCCAAGUUAUCCAUGGAUGCAACUGACCCUCUGAGUUACUCCAGCAUUUAGUGUCUUCCCUCUACAUUUUAGAAUUGGCUAUCAAAAUGUCAGAAUUCUUCAAUCUAAUCGAAGAGAAAUUAUUUUUAGAAAGAUUGCAUCUAAUGUUUAAGAGAAUAAUAUUCGGGUCCAAUUGAAAUUACUUUUGCUUUGGCCAUCAUUGGUGUUUUUUAACCAAAUAAUGCCAUUCCAAUUCUUGGCUUUAGAAUUUUUUUUUUUAAAUCACUCAUUGAUAUGAAUAAAUAAUUGAGACAUGUUCAAAUUA
Molecule: messenger RNA, 2346 nt
Organism: Leucoraja erinaceus (little skate)
Lineage: Eukaryota; Metazoa; Chordata; Chondrichthyes; Rajiformes; Rajidae
Gene: asz1
Product: ankyrin repeat, SAM and basic leucine zipper domain containing 1
Exons: 13
Coding region: 76-1539 (487 amino acids)
Biological process (GO): piRNA processing
Cellular component (GO): pi-body
Molecular function (GO): protein binding
Source: RefSeq, a predicted model, not a curated record